AUGGCCUCUGAGUUUAUCGGGUACAAUGUUCUCGUGACGCUGAAGGCACCCCCCCAUGCCAGGCUGCAGGGCGAGGUUGCAGACGUCGUGGGGCAGCGCCUGAUCCUACGAAAUGUGACGCUCUUGUGGAGUGGACAGCGGCUGGCGGCCUACAAUGUCGAGGGACCAGACAUUGCGGACCUCUCGCUUGAGACGGCGAGCAAGCCCUCCGUCCAGAUACCGCAGCAUCCGAUUCCCCAGGGAUCUUCGCAGAUAGCUACGCCGGUUGUCGCCACCCAGCCCGUUCCAUCGCAGCCCUUUGUCGACCCCGCAAUCCUCAGUUUCUCAAAGGCAUCCGUCCCGCAACCGAGCCAGCCUCUCCCAAGCAAGGUGGCUUCUGCGGUUCUUACGGAACCUUUCAGCGAUCUCGAGCUGAAUGUUGAGGGCAGGACGACAGGGCUGUCGGGCACCUCGAGCAGAAAUGGACUGGAGGGAUUGGGUGGAACAGACAAUGGAGCCAAGGGCACAGGUAGAAGGGACCCAAAGACUGGGCAUAACGAACUUCACGAUGCCGGUGCUGUGGCUUCGGGACACGCUGCGUCCAACACAAACCCCAAAGCCAAAGGUUGGCGCCAGACUGCGUUCGUGGAACCUGCCCAUCCGCAGACCCGCGAACACACCCAGUCAUACAAGGGUGGUGCAACCAGCAACUCCAAUGGACGGCGUCAGAAGAAGAAGAAGUCCCGGGCAGGGUAUUCGGAGGAUGUCAGCGGUUGGGCGACCGAAGAUGCUACAGACAUCCAGGAGAUGGGCGACUUUGACUUUGAGAGCAACCUGUCCAAGUUUGACAAGCGACGUGUGUUUGAAGAGAUCCGCAACGACGAUACUACCGCCGACGAGGCCCGGUUAGUUUACUUCAACCGCAGAGCCAAGCCGGGCACGAACGGCGGGAAGAAUCUACACUGGUCUGAAAACGUUCUCGACAGUCCCCGCAACAGCGAUGUGGUAGAAUCGGAUGAAGAACCGAGCGAUGCCAAGCUGAGCAGUGGGAAUCACUCCGGAUUUGACCCGGCAACAAAGAUAGCAUCUCGCCCCCAGGGUUCCCGCAAGGGUAGUGGGAUUCUGGGUCAGCCGCUGAUGGCGCCGCAAUUGCGAAGCCAGCUCAGCACAUCCCGCACGACCAGCCCGCGCGGGCACAAGCAGUCCGUGUCUGCGUCGCCCAUGAACGGGCCUACAACCAACUCCGGCGCCUCCCUCAGACUGACGACAACCAAUCGCAGCUGCCCGACCGUCAGCCCCCUGCAGACGCUCGAGGUGGAACAGCUCGCGGUGACGGAGCUCGGCCUGACUGAAGACAUUAUCACCGAAAAUGCGGGCCGAGGCAUUGCGGAGGCCGCUGUUGCGAUGCUUUCCAACGACGCCGCGGCGCCCACAAUCCUCCUCCUAGCGGGGAACCAUCGGACAGGCGCUCGGGCGGUGGCAGCCGCUCGCCAUCUCCGCAACCGCGGCCACCGUGUGACAGUGUGUAUGCUUGGACUUGAGCACGAGAGCGACCUGCUGGACAGCUGUCGCAAGCAACUGGACAUCUUCAAGAAAAUCGGCGGCCGCGCCCUGCGCUGGGAAGAGCUGUCAGCGCGGCUCUCGACGUCGGAAUUCAGCCCAGAUCUAGUGGUGGAUGCCCUGCUUGCCAUGCACAUUGCCUUUGACGAUCUCCGGACCGAGGACCAGGCCAUCGCCUUUGAGAUGACGGCCUGGGUCAACCGGAGCAAUCUGGAGGUUUUGUCAGUCGACGUUCCUUCGGGCGUCUCUGCAACCAGCGGUGAGGUAACUGUGGUGGAAGGAAGCCGACUAUGCAUCGCUGCGAAAUCAGUCGUCUGUCUGGGGGCCCCCAAGACAGGCGUCAUCAACGCCCUGGUCGCAGGUGAAGGCCUCUCCUGGAAGAUCACCGUCGCAGAUAUCGGAAUUCCACAGGUUGUAUGGCGGAAGUACGGCACUCGGCGACGACACGGCGUCGAUUUCGGUAAUCGCUGGGUUGUUCCACUGCGAUUUCAAGCCCCCGCUAUCACACACUCAGAAUGGGCGUCAGAGGAUGCAUACUCAGCCAGCGCGGGCGCGGGCGUAUCCAGAGCACGGCAGGGGACGACGCACGCGUCGUUUAAACGGCUUCCGUUCAACUUCUGCGCGCUUUCGCUGCAGCCCUUUACGCACCCUGUCUGCACGCCCUCCGGGACGAUAUUCGACCUAUUGAAUAUUCUGCCGUGGAUCAAGAAGCACGGGACAAACCCUGUGGACGGGACGGUGCUGAAGAGCGGGGAUCUGAUCAAGCUGAAGCUUGCGAAGAACGAGGCGGGCGAGUAUGUCGACCCGGUGACCUACAAGGUGUUUACGGAUAAUACGCAUAUUGUGGCGCUGCGGAACACUGGAAACGUGUUUGCAUGGGACACGGUGGAGCGGCUGAAUAUCAAGGGCAAGAUCUGGCGCGAUCUGGUCACGGACGAGGAGUUCAGUCGCAAGGAUAUCAUUGUGUUGCAGGAUCCGCAGAACGUCGAGUCGCGCAAUCUCAGCUCGUUCACUUACCUGAAGGAAGGACAGAGCGGGUUGACCGCGGAGCAGGCCCAGGAGCGGAGCGAUACCGUCAACGUGAAUGCGUUGGGCAGUUCGGCCAAGAUUCUCAAGGCCAAGGAGGCUGUCGCCAAGGCGAGAGCCGAACGAGCACAGCAGGCGUCCUCGAUGACGGGGAAAGGAGCGCUUACAGGACCUGGCUCGGUGAAAUCCGCUGCGCAAAAGACCUCGCUUACCUCUCGGUCGGAGAAGCCGACUCCCUUCAAUGCCGCAAGGCAUACGACCGGCCUCGCGGCCGCUUCGUUUACCAGCACAGGGAUGACGCCGCACACCUCUGCCGACCUGGCCCUUCUGUCCGAUGAGGAGUACAUGCUGAAACGCGGUCGGGUCAAGGGCAAAGGGUACGCGCGCAUCUCCACCACCGCGGGCGACUUGAACCUGGAGCUGUAUCCGGAAUACGCACCAAAAGCCGUGUGGAAUUUCUUGCAGCUCGCCAAGAAGGGAUACUACAAGGACGUCACUUUCCAUCGGAACAUCAAGGGAUUCAUGAUCCAGGGAGGCGAUCCUACGGGAACCGGCCGGGGAGGCGAGAGCGUCUGGGGGAAGUACUUUGCCGACGAGUUCGAGGGCCCUCUGAAGCAUGACGCUCGAGGGACGUUGAGCAUGGCCAACAAGGGCAAAAACACCAACAGCAGUCAAUUUUUCAUUGCCUAUCGAGCUCUCCCCCAUCUGAACAAUAAACACACCAUCUUUGGCCGCCUGAUCGACGACCCGACACCCUCCUCAACGACUCUCAACACCCUCGAAACGCACCCGGUCGACUCGACCACCAACAAGCCGACGCCGGACAUCCGAAUUAAAGACGUGGCGGUCUUCGUGGACCCGUUCGAGGAGUUCCUCGCCAAGAAACGCGAGCAGGAACAGGCGGAGAAGGCGCACGACGAGGAGAACGAUGGAGAGGAGAGCCAUACCCGCCGGGCAGACGACGACCGCGUUACUUGGACGGGCAAACGGGUCCGUGGGCGCGGCGCCGCCGCCGACCACGACGGCGAUGGCUCUGGCGGCGGCGUCGGCAAGUAUCUCAAAGCAGCGCUGGCCGAGCGAUCCGCGCCCGACGACGAAAUCGUGGAGUUUGUCGACGAGGAGCCGGCGCCGGCGCUGGAGCCUGCGCGCAAAAAGAUGCGCGGCACGGGCGGCUUUGGCGAUUUCAGCUCGUGGUAG
Molecule: messenger RNA, 3762 nt
Organism: Penicilliopsis zonata CBS 506.65
Lineage: Eukaryota; Fungi; Ascomycota; Eurotiomycetes; Eurotiales; Aspergillaceae
Exons: 5
Coding region: 1-3762 (1253 amino acids)
Biological process (GO): protein ubiquitination; deadenylation-independent decapping of nuclear-transcribed mRNA; protein peptidyl-prolyl isomerization
Cellular component (GO): P-body
Molecular function (GO): peptidyl-prolyl cis-trans isomerase activity; ubiquitin-protein transferase activity; mRNA binding
Source: RefSeq, a predicted model, not a curated record